Acytostelium subglobosum LB1 is the source of this 2028-nucleotide messenger RNA. RefSeq lists its product as hypothetical. The record is from RefSeq and is a predicted model, not a curated record. NCBI's taxonomy places the organism in Eukaryota, Evosea, Eumycetozoa, Acytosteliales, Acytosteliaceae. Bases 1 to 2028 code for a protein of 675 amino acids. The transcript has a single exon.
AUGGAACAAGUUGUAUCUGAAUUUGUACUUAAACAUAUAGUACUUAACAUUGGUGAUGAGAUUGACUCAUUAUGUCUUCGAUUGACAUGUAGAAAGUACUAUAAUCUAAUUCCCAAAUGGCUAGUGGUGUCCAACACAGUGCAGUCAUUGAACAACCAACCAUCAUCAUCAUCAUCAUCUUCAACAUCAUCAUUCAACAAUGUUCGAUUACCCUUCCACAUCAAGAAGCUCAACUUCAUUAAACUUCGCAAGGACAAGCUCAACAACAAUAACAACAACAACAACAACAACAACAACACAAACCAACAACACAUCAAAGUACUACUUCUAAGUGACAACUUUGACCAGCCACUGAAAGAUGUUAUACUGCCACAAUCAAUCACUACCCUGUCAUUUGGUCACUGUUACAACAAGCAACUCUGUGAGAAUGAACUCCCAAACUCAAUCACUCAACUCAACUUUGGUGAAUGCUUCCAAGCCCCAAUCAAAAGGGACACUCUACCAACCAACCUACGAUUCCUAACGUUUGGUCGCUUGUUCAACCAACAGCUCGUGGCAAAUGCCCUGCCAAGCUCAUUGACAUACCUGGCUUUUGGACAACUCUACAAUCGACCAAUAUGUGAAGACUACCUACCACCAUCAUUACUCACACUGUACUUUGGAAGCAACUUCAACAUGCCAUUGAACAGUGGUCAGCUACCCGAGUCACUCACUGAUCUUUCAUUUGGCCUUCAGUUCAGGAGUCAUGUGAUACUGCCUCCUAAUCUACUCCGACUGAGAUACAUCAGCUCAUUCUUUGAGGAGAACUUCACUGUGAAGUUCCCCAGUCAACUUCAAGAAUUGUACGGCGUGAGACAACAUUUGAAGCCGGGCCAACUUCCCUCAUCGUUGACAAAGUUGUCCCUUUACAGUUAUUACUCCUCUGAUAUAACUCUCAAUACCUUGCCCAACUCAAUCACUUGGCUCUCCCUUGGAAGGAACUUCAAUAGGGAACUGCUCCCUGGCGUGCUUCCAAACUCACUCAUUUCGCUUAUCUUUGGAGAAAGCUACACCAGUCAUAUUGCUCCCGGUGUUCUACCCCAAUCACUUACCUUGGUGGAUGGUGUCUACUUUAGUCAGCGUCUGGAGCAAGACUCUCUCCCGCGUUCACUUAUCGGAUUGAACUUCAACAUGUCAUUCAAUCAAACUCUACCCCCUGGUAUCCUGCCGAAUGGUCUUCAGCGUCUGACUCUUGAAGGAUUCAAACGGGCACUUGGUAACGAUACAUUGCCCUCGUCACUUCGUGAGUUGACCAUUUGCCAGAAUCUGGUGGUGCCUCUUUCAGCUGCAGCACUACCCAAACAACUUACAAAGCUGACCUACAACGGUACACUUGUAAUCGCACCUGGAGUAUUACCCAUGUCAUUAACCGAGCUAAUACUUGGAGACAACUUCAAUCAAACUUUGAUUGUAGGUGUGUUGCCGCCAUCACUCAUCAAACUGACGAUUGGCGUGGGAUACAAAAGAGAUCAAUCCAGUACAUGUCUACCUCCCAACCUCAAGUACCUCACAAUCGACAAUCUAUCCAGACAUGGCGUGUACUUGCUCACGCUGGCGUCACAGGGUGAGCUUGAGGUACGAGCACUCAACAAUGUCACGAGAGCAAGCAAAGGGAUGGACUGUCUAGACUACAAGAUCAAAACACAUUUGAUGAGUUUACACUUGGAGUUUGGCUCAAGAGACCAUAGCCUUAUCUUACAACACAUUGUAGCAGCCUUGACAAUGGUACUCAAUGUACGCACCUACCAUUUUGGAUUCACAAACAAUCAAUAUCAAACUGUCUAUUCUGUUCGACACCUGGAUGAUACACGCAUGUUGUCAUUGAUCUAUGAGCAAAGCUAUGUUACAGUUGGCGGAAGACAACGAGUCAGAACCACCUAUUGCAUUGGUGACGUCAACCAACUGAUGAAACGAAGAAAGGACAAGUUGAUCUUCCCUCACGAGCAGUCAAGUAGUUAUUUCUUCGACCCAUUAUCAUCACUGGAAUAA